CUCCGCGUGCAGCCGGCGCGUCUGUAUAAAACGCUUGCGGGACGCGGGUCUCUCCUCACUCGCAGUCGACUCGAUCACCAGAGCUGACCGGCAGCGCAGAUAGCGGGCACGCGCUCAGGCUAACUCGCAAACUCGGUUUGGAUUUUGGGAUGGAAUCUCGUUCGGCUGCGCGGGGCGCUCGCGCCUCCAACACUCAUACCUUCAAAAGUGGUUUGUCUCUCUGGUUGGUGGUGUGGUUGUUGGCAUGUCGCUGUGCACCGGGUCAGGCAUGUCCCAGGCUGUGCGUAUGCUACCAUAUGCCCAUGACUGUCAGCUGCCAGUCGCAAAACUUCACCUCUGUUCCUGCUGGCGUGCCCUAUGACUCCCAACGGGUAUUUUUGCAGAACAACCGCAUCACAGAGCUCAGAGCUGACUCCUUUGGUUUUGAGACACAGGUCUUAUGGCUGUACUCUAAUAACAUCUCAUGGAUCGAGGCAGGGGCGUUCAGUAAUCUCCGUGUACUGGAAGAACUGGAUUUGAGUGACAACCCCUCAUUGCGCAGGCUGGACGGGGGUGCCUUCAGGGGUCUGGAGCGUCUGCAGAGUCUACACAUGCACCGCUGCCAUCUAACCGAACUGCCGGCUGAUCUCUUUCUUAAGCUCUAUAGCUUGCAGUUCCUCUACUUGCAGGAGAACCACCUCACCCAUCUUCCCGAUGGUGUUUUCUCCGACCUCGUCAACCUUACCCAUCUCUUCCUGCAUGGCAAUCGCAUCCGUACCCUCUCUGAAAAUGCCUUCCGUGGCCUGGUGAAUCUCGACCGACUCCUGAUGCACGACAAUCGCGUCCGGCAGGUCCAUCGCAGAGCCUUCCGCGACCUGGGCCGAUUGACCAUCCUCUAUCUCUUCAACAAUGCUCUGCAGGACCUUCCAGGACAGGUGCUGAAGGACACAUCGUCGGUGCAGUUCCUCCGGCUCAAUGGCAACCCCUGGACCUGCGGCUGUGAAGCAAGGUCACUUUGGGAGUGGUUCCGCAAAGCUCGGAUCUCCAGCUCAGACGUGACGUGCACCUCACCAGCCCCCCGUAAAGGCCAGGACCUGAGAUUCUUGCGAGAGCUUGACUUUGCCCUCUGCCCGUUGCCUGACCCAGGCUCUCUGGCUGGCACCACAACCACCACCUUCAGCACCAAGACACGUUGGUGGUUCUCCAAGAACAAACCAGCCUCAUCAUCCAAGAGCCUUUAUCACAAGAGUAAGGAGACGCUAAAGGCCUUUCCAUUCACCUCUGUCAAGAAUCCCUCAUCCAAGUACGAUAUCUCAGCAGAUGAGGCUGCCUUACCCAAGUUAGAGCCCGAAGAGUACUGGGCAAACUACGGCAAUGAGGAUGCAGCCUCAGUCCCCUGUUUUGAGUUAGAUUGUCCACCAGGUUACGAUUCUCCCGCCUUGUCCUCCUCGGCAUCACUUCUGUCCUUCCUCUCACUCACAGCACUGACUCUCUCUUUCCAUCUGCUCUUCAGCUGAGUUUUCUUUUUCCUGUUACACUCCAAUCCCUUUCUUCAGGGACCAGGCUGAUGCUAAUAAAGGCAUAAAAGCCACGCAGAGAAAGAAGAUAAGACUUGACACACGAAUAAAGUCUGUUGCAAUACUCUCUCGUACACACAUUCAUAUGUCGGAGCUGACACAACAGAAAUAGGGCUACUGCAUGCAUGCAGAAAAUCCCAGAAGUCUUUGCAACAUGCAACUAAAGUCAGAGAACACAUGACAAGCGAAGGGUAGAUGGAUAGAGGCAGUGAUGCGGGUGGGAAGUGAAACCAGACUGCCAAUGUGAGUGGGGAAAAGUCAGAAACUCAUACCAGCAAAUGAGAAUGUAAAUAAUCAAUGAUCAUCACAUGAACGUAUACGUGCUCGCACACUUACUUGAGACAGAUUUUUCCAGAGACACAACAUACAAGAGACCGUGGAUAACAGAGUAGAUUUCUUUGUCUUUUUGGUGAUGUAUCAAGAGUUAAAACUGUGUUAUGUACUUUGGGAUGUGUUAGUUAACAUGAGCUCUGCCAGGAACUUUGGGUAUCAUGUGAAGUUAGGACAGGAAGUCAAUGUUUAAUUCAGGACUCAGGAUGGAACCGCUUGAAGUGAGAAACUGUGUUUUCUGUGUGUAAGGUAUCCCAGUCUUUCUCUAUAGACAAGUGUUCAGCUGUGUGCAGAAAUAAAUGGAAAAUGGACCAUGAUCUCUGUCUAAAAAAAGUGUAAAUAAACCAUCAUCAAUAAAUGUUCUUUGUAUCACAAA
Messenger RNA from Misgurnus anguillicaudatus (oriental weatherfish), 2262 nucleotides. RefSeq names its product reticulon 4 receptor-like 2b (gene rtn4rl2b). Gene Ontology annotation, cellular component: plasma membrane; external side of plasma membrane. The record is from RefSeq and is a predicted model, not a curated record. Gene Ontology annotation, molecular function: ganglioside GT1b binding; protein binding; ganglioside GM1 binding. Gene Ontology annotation, biological process: positive regulation of Rho protein signal transduction. NCBI's taxonomy places the organism in Eukaryota, Metazoa, Chordata, Actinopteri, Cypriniformes, Cobitidae.